UAUGACAUUUGUGCCCACACUUGCGGGUGCUUUGUCUCACUCAGGCGGGGAGACAAUCCCUUCCCCAAGAAUGCUGAUGGAACUAUUAGAUAUGACUCUAUCCACUAUAAGGAGACCUGGAAGGCUCUGGAGGCACUUGUGGCCAAGGGGCUGGUACGAGCACUGGGCUUGUCCAACUUCAGCAGUCGGCAGAUUGAUGAUGUUCUCAGUGUGGCCUCCGUGCGCCCAGCUGUCUUGCAGGUGGAAUGCCACCCAUACCUGGCUCAAAGUGAGCUCAUUGCCCACUGCCAAGCACGCGGCUUGGAGGUGACUGCCUACAGCCCUUUGGGUUCCUCUGAUCGUGCCUGGCGCCAUCCUGAUGAGCCUGUCCUGCUUGAGGAACCAGUGGUCCUGGCACUGGCUGAAAAAUAUGGGCGCUCUCCAGCUCAGAUCCUGCUGAGGUGGCAGGUUCAGAGGAAAGUAAUCACCAUCCCCAAAAGUAUCACUCCUUCUCGUAUCCUUCAGAACAUUCAGGUAUUUGAUUUCAGCUUUAGCCCAGAGGAGAUGAAGCAGCUAGAUGCCUUGAACAAAAAUUGGCGCUACAUUGUGCCCAUGAUUACGGUAAGGAUAUGUAGCCAUUCAGGGUCAGGGAAUGGGGUGGGGUGGCCCAGGUCUGGCCUCAGGCUUGCUGGUUGGAAGAAGGACAGCAUAUUGGAGGGAUUGCCACCCCAAAUAUAGUACUCUUUUCCUCUCUUCCUUCUCUCCUCCUUCCC
Messenger RNA from Nannospalax galili (Upper Galilee mountains blind mole rat), 752 nucleotides. Its product is annotated as aldo-keto reductase family 1 member A1-like. The annotation marks the transcript as partial. Gene Ontology annotation, molecular function: oxidoreductase activity. The record is from RefSeq and is a predicted model, not a curated record. NCBI's taxonomy places the organism in Eukaryota, Metazoa, Chordata, Mammalia, Rodentia, Spalacidae. The transcript is spliced from 4 exons.